AUGUGGGAGAAACUUUCUGAUUUAGGUCAAUCACUGAGCAUGCCAUGGCUUAUUAUGGGCGAUUUCAACUGUGUAAAAUCUCCCGAGGAGAAGCAGCUUGGAGUGGCCCCAACUUGGUAUGAGCUUAAGGAUUUUGUGGACUGCUGUACAGCGCUUGGAUUACUCGACGCUCCCACUACGGGUUGCUACUACACAUGGUAUUCCAACAAUGAAAGCAACCCCGUAUGGUGUAAGCUCGACCAGGUCCUUUACAACAAUGAAUUGCUUGAGGCCGAUUUGCAUUGCAGUGCCCAUUUCAAUCAACCGGGAUGCCUUUCCGACCACUUUCGGCACUAUAGUCACAUGUCCACCAAGGCCAAAGAGGCUGAGCUUGCCCUGCAAGAUGCCCAAAACCAACUUGAAUCUAAUCCAGGAGAUGCGGCGCUACGGGACUCUUUGGGAGAUCUUAGGAAGAAGGCCGUUUUUCUUGCCGAGGUCGAACGACACUUCUUCUACCAGAAAGCCAAGAUCCACUAUCUUAAAGAGGGGAACCGCAACACCAAGUUCUUCCACGACAUGGUGAAGAGGAAUGUCGCUAGGAAUUCCAUCGGGACAGUCACUAGGGUGGAUGGGACUGUUAUCACUGCUGUCGAGGAUAUUGCCCAAGAGUUCGUUGAUUAUUACAUAUCACUCUUGGGCACCGAGGCUCACACCCUUCCUGUCGAUGAUGGUGUGUUUGAAUGGGGCCCCAUACUCUCCCCCGAGCAUACCGCGGACCUUUGCCGGGCAGUCACAUCGUUGGAUGUCAAGGAUGCCAUCUUCCAUAUUAGCGACAACAAGGCUCCCGGCCCACAUGGGUAUUCCUCGUGCUUUUUCAAGAAAGCAUGGAACAUUGUGGGUGAUCAAGUUUGCAGGGCCAUCUUGGAUUUCUUUAAGAGUGGGCAGAUGCUACGGCAGCACAACCACACUAUCAUUGCCCUUGUACCGAAAUCAGAUCAUUCCACCUCCGGAUUACCGGCCGAUUUCAUGCUGCAAUGUCAUCAACAAGGCCCAUCAUGA
Molecule: messenger RNA, 1038 nt
Organism: Sesamum indicum (sesame)
Lineage: Eukaryota; Viridiplantae; Streptophyta; Magnoliopsida; Lamiales; Pedaliaceae
Source: RefSeq, a predicted model, not a curated record